Selaginella moellendorffii is the source of this 2746-nucleotide messenger RNA. RefSeq lists its product as uncharacterized. The record is from RefSeq and is a predicted model, not a curated record. Lineage: Eukaryota; Viridiplantae; Streptophyta; Lycopodiopsida; Selaginellales; Selaginellaceae. The transcript is spliced from 4 exons. Bases 12 to 1973 code for a protein of 653 amino acids.
UUAGCGAACUUAUGGCGGAAAGGAAGCCAUGGAAGACGUCGAGCAUUGUUGCCAUUGCAGUAUUCAUAUUUGCCAUUGUAAUUGCAACAGCUGUGCUGCUAGUCUUCUCGUUAUGUGUGAACAAAAAGAAGCCAGAAGGUGAGUUCUAUUCUGAUCUCAUCAAACAGACAGGUACAACUUGUUGGGAAACCAACGUGUUUGCGACAACAAACGACCCCUUCUACAAAUGGGCCACAAGCACCUCCAUUGCGUCAGCACUCGUGUGGGGUGAAACUAAAAAUUCGAGCAGUGUUAGCAUGACGGAGGUUGCUGCUGCUUAUCAAAAGCUCAGUGCAUGGCGGGUUUGGAGAAGCAACAACAAAACUGUAGAAGCUGAUCUUUUCAACUCGCCUGAUCCACACUUGUAUGGAGGAGUCAUUCGCCAGCAUGGUACUAGUCUGAUCUGGAAAAUGGCGAUUCACUGGGGGAUAAGCUUACGCCUGUGCAUCAAUGAUAUGAGUGAUAUGGGGGCGUCUGCUGUCGAACGCUGCAAGAUCACUGCACCUAUAGUCUCAGUGAACAAAACCAGCGGUACGCCGGAUCUUGGCUUACUUCUCAGUAAAGUACCUUUCGCAAUGCCAUCUUCCAAAUUCACGCAUCCAGUUCUCACCAAGUCUGGAUUUUAUUUCAGCAACUUUGCUAGCAGUGCGAGGUCCAACAUAUCCACAGGGAUUAGCCAGGAGAAAAUUCCCUCCAACGACUCGACAUGGUCUUACUACAGCAAUGAUAUUAGAGAAUGCAGCCCAUCAGUUCCCAUCAACUACAUCCCGGAUGUUAUUUCUUACUUGUCUUAUCCAUUCUUAGAGUGCGCCUGCCGUCGCCAAGUUUGCAUAAUUGGAUACGACUUGACGCAAGGCCAAGAUGUUUCCUUCGCCUUCAACACUUCUCAGUGUGAGACAUCUCGAUCAUUUUGGGACUGGGAUCAUAUUAUAGAUGAACAUAUCAUCUAUCUUGGAUCUUACAGCAUCAAAUUUAACCUCCCGGUGACAGUCCUAAUUAGUUUUAAUGACUCUCUUCCCAUUGGCGCCAGCCUUGCCAGCCUCACAGAAGGUGUGCUGAGUGGGAUGGAGCAGAUGACAACAUGCAUUGAGACAACAUUAGAAGGAGACCAAGAGCCAAAUCCCACAGUUCUAUUCGAUGCUUGUAUAAAAAACGUGACGGGUUCCCAAGUUAUGCUCAUCACCGGCAUUAAGUACAAGUAUUCUCGUAUGCAAACCGACAAGGUGUGCGGCACUGUCAUCAAAGAGUUUCUGUUGACGAAGAAACCAGGAGGGAACAUCACCUGCGGGAACGAAGAAUUCAAGGUUGAUUCACCACCGUGUUUCAAAAAAUUGUCCGCAUAUGACAACAUGAACGUCCAAGAAGUUCUCAAUGACUUGUUGAAAGUGAGCAACGUUCAUCAUUUUGGAAAGCAGUAUUGGAAAGAUGGAUCUUCUCGUCGAACACAAGUUUAUGCGUCUUUUCUGACAUUUGUCAUUGCAUUCCUGGGAAUUUGUGCUGGCUCCUUGAGCAGGACACUCUUAGAGUGGGAAGAUUCAUUGUUUCGCCAACUCCAUCAACUUAAGUUGGCCGGUAAGCCAGGCUACCGUCCACUAAUCAGAACUUUGGGGCGGACAGUGUUCAUUGCUGGUUCAGUGGCAGGAAGCUUGCCAGGUCUCUACUUCAGCAUAAAUGACCUCCAAAAGGAACCUUCCCUUGCCACUGCUGAGACAAUUCUCCAGCUCAAUAAUGACACAGCAUUCCUAGUGACAACGACAUCCACAGUUGAAGUUACUCCAAACUGGAUAGUCUUCCAAGUGUUCACUGUGUUUAUUGGAUUAGCAGUGGUUGCACUAGCCAUCCUCAUCUACUUCAAAUUAGAGAAAAAUCUACGUCAGACUACGCACGGGACAAGGAAGCGGCAAAGAGGGCCAUGGAGAUGGAGUGGGAGGUGAGGUUUGGGAAGCAGGAGGACGCUUUCGUUGCCAAGGCCAUCUACGAGAGAGCUCUGAAGCAUACCUGUGGGACGUGCUGAAACAUCUUUUUCAUUGUUGGAUUCUUGAUUACUUCUAUCCCAUUGUUGGAUUCUUGUACGAGAAGAACAAACUUCAUGAUUUGCAAGACGAACUACGAUGGAACCGUCAUCAUGUAUCCGUCCCUGCAACUCGUCGCUCAGACACAGCUCCAUUGUCUUCCUCAAAGAACUGGUACGUGAAUCCCUCAAGCAUUGACUCGGGAACAACGUAACGAGCUUGUACUGCUCGGGGCGCGCCAGCUUCCGCUUGUCAUGCAAAUCAUCCAGCGCUCGAACAACUUCUUCGAUCUCGGGCCAGCAACUUCUCGUCGUGGUCACCCGCAGAAUCAUGUCCACGAGCUGAAAGCCUUCCCACUCGACGAGUAGCGCUCCACGAAGCAAUAGUCCGGCAAGCAUGCGAGUCCGCGAGAUUCAUCCGCUUCAGUACACCUUCCACGAGCGCAGCCGCUUCACCGAUCACUGGACGCCGCCACCUUUCACCUCCAGGGACCCAAGAGCAAAAUCGGAGCCUCCACUCGCAAGGAUCACUCAGAUUCAUAGGGAUUAUCGCACAUAGCUUGCAUAAUCCCCAUUCUAACUUAAUCAAACUCAGAAAGCAAGGACGGAUUCAGAUUCACAGUCCUGCCAUGUCAUAUAAAAAUCAGUGUUAGUAUUUCACGAGUUUAUAAGCCAUGAUCCAGUAGUUCCAGAAAA